AUGAACCCCUUCGACUUCGAAGCAUAUAAACGGGCCGAUAUCUACGCUCUGGGCAAGAUCAUCUGGGAGGUGCUAGUUUGGGGACAGCGGAAUCUCGCCCUCCGUGGCGCCGAAGAUCAACCCAAGGCCACUAAAACGUUCUCCCUUAACUCCGCCGACCUGUCUGCGCACGGACAUCGCCACUGGACACCUCUGGCUGGACCCGCAGUCGCCGAAGACUGGGGUCCGCAUUCCAGCGUCUUCAAGGCCAUCGUCUCCGAACCGCACGUGACUGAGAAGUCAUCACAUAGGACAUCACUGGAACACUUGGAGAACUCUGGCAACGAAUCGCAACUCCAGCCGGUGCCUCCGCUUCCGAUGGGGAUGUAUAUGCAACCUGCAGUUGGCCCGGCCGAGACGGGCAUACCAGGCUCCUGUAGGCCGCUCCAGGGGCCUCCCUCGGGUCAAUGGCCUUCAUUCUCUUUCACUUCGCGCUCCUCAUUCCAUGAUACAGCUGCGAACCUCAGGUUCUUCCAGCUACCCCACGCCCGUCCCGGCGCCUUUUGUUGCUUUUGGUUUAUUUAUGAGUCCAGUCCUAUCGCUGGAAAAGCCGGCGUCCCGCAUUGA
This is a messenger RNA of Dibothriocephalus latus, 606 nucleotides long. NCBI's taxonomy places the organism in Eukaryota, Metazoa, Platyhelminthes, Cestoda, Diphyllobothriidea, Diphyllobothriidae. The record is from the annotation of a GenBank genome assembly.